Messenger RNA from Drosophila ananassae, 1394 nucleotides. RefSeq lists its product as uncharacterized. Bases 103 to 1035 code for a protein of 310 amino acids. The transcript has 2 exons. NCBI's taxonomy places the organism in Eukaryota, Metazoa, Arthropoda, Insecta, Diptera, Drosophilidae. Gene Ontology annotation, biological process: positive regulation of DNA-templated transcription. The record is from RefSeq and is a predicted model, not a curated record. Gene Ontology annotation, cellular component: nuclear body.
GGCCACACUGAUGGCCUCUCAGGAUUUCCCGAAUUCCACAAUCUGGUAGUUGGUCACGUACAAAAUGUUUGGAUUUUUUAACAAUUUGGCGAAAAUUUAAAAAUGAUCGGCCACAAACACCUCCGGUUGCGUUACUACACUUCCUUGGAGGAGGCUAUGCUGGUGCGACUAUGGCGCGAGCACCUGCACGACAUUCCCUCCUACUCGGAGAAUCUGCCAAUUUUUCGCGACAUUGCGUUUGGACUCCAACGAGUCGGUAUAAAGCUGAACAAGCAGGAGGUUCGCCGGCGCCUCAACUCCUACCGAAAUAAGUAUUUAAGCGAACGAAGCCGGGCAGACAGCAACCCAGAGUACAAAUCGGAUUGGCGCCUUUACCCAUUGGUCGACAGUUUGUUCAACCCGCGGCGACCUAGCACAGUCGAGUGUAACUCGCGCAAUGUUGUGGAGGCUGCCGCCGCCAGGGCACGCAAUGAUCUGCCUGCGUUACCGCCUCUGCUGUACACGUCGACCGCCCAGGUGAAGUUCGAACGCCAGCCCGACGGAUGUGCCUUCCUGGAGCCACUGAACUUUACACCUAUACUGAAAACGGAACCACCAAACGUUCCGUGCGACUUAGUCAAGACUGAAGCUAAACCUACAGAGCUGGAACUGGCCACUGCGGUGUCUGGUUAUCCGCCACCAUCCUUUGAAAGUACAAUACGCAGAGCCCCUCUGGCGCCAGCCAACCACCAACUGGCUGCUGCAGCGGUGGAGAUUCCUGCCACGCCGGUCACUGCCAACGGGCUAACAGAGGCAGCUAAAAGAAGACGGGGACGGCGCAGCAUCAUGCCUCGAACUGGCCAGAUCACCAUGGCCAUGAUUGAGGUCCUGCGCAAAGAGAACCAAUCGCUCGAGGAGGACAACAACACGAACAGACUGCUGCUUGAACAAAAAGAGAAGCAGUUUUUGAUGAUACAGCAGAGCGUCAUGGCCUAUCUGGAGCACCAAGAGGUCAUGCUCUCGCAACUAUUGCCGCGUAAUAUUAAGAAGAGUUAAGGUGUUAGUUAUAACUUAUAAGUUUAAGAUGACAGCUAAUGAGGAAAAAAGCUUUAAGGGGAUACUUAAGUUUGGGAGUGCCAUGAAACAGAAGCUGCGAAGUAGAUAUAAGUUAAAAACAGAUGCUGCGAAAUAGAUGUUAGUUAAGAACAGGUCCCGAUGAGAAUCUCAGGGACUACUGUUUUCUUUUGUUCCUUUCAGACACAAGUCAAGUUUUGUAGAUGUAAGAAAUCGCUUAAAACCGAAGAUAUUUUCGUUCUUAAUUUUCUAAAUGAAUAAAAAUCAAACGAACUGUAGAAAUUAUGUUUAUGAGCUAAAAUUUGGAGGACCUUUAAUGAAAUAAGAGGGUUUUGUUAGCA